This is a messenger RNA of Ostrea edulis (European flat oyster), 620 nucleotides long. Its product is annotated as homeobox protein BarH-like 1. The coding region runs from base 1 to 555 and encodes 184 amino acids. The transcript is spliced from 2 exons. The record is from RefSeq and is a predicted model, not a curated record. Gene Ontology annotation, biological process: regulation of DNA-templated transcription. NCBI's taxonomy places the organism in Eukaryota, Metazoa, Mollusca, Bivalvia, Ostreida, Ostreidae. Gene Ontology annotation, molecular function: DNA binding; DNA-binding transcription factor activity, RNA polymerase II-specific.
AUGUUUGGCCAAAAUUCGCAAACCUUACGACAGACUCCCAACUCGUCUUUUUAUAUACGGGACAUCUUAGGAUCCGACUCGGGACAUCUUGGGAGUGCCGACAAAUUUCCGGAGUAUGAACACGGACAGAGAGACCAACCUUCCAUCACCUACCCUUCCGGCCACUAUGCAGGUCACGUAUUGUCACACCAGCCUCUGAUCCCAACCGCCAGGGCACAUCCAUUGGCUUACAGAGGUAAACUAGGUUUUCCAGUGGAAUCGUUGCUGGACCUACAAGAUACUGCUUCACUACCCAUUCCUCUUCCUGUGUAUAUCAGGUCUCGUUCUCCUGGGGAAGCUGCCGGAUUUAUGAAACCCAAGAAGUGUCGGAGGAGUCGCACAGUGUUUACCGAGCUGCAGUUGAUGGGAUUGGAGAAGAGGUUUGAAGCCCAGAAGUACCUAUCUACCCCCGACAGGAUCGAACUUGCGGAAUCCCUCGGACUUUCACAGGUUCAGGUCAAGACGUGGUACCAGAACCGCCGGAUGAAAUGGAAGAAAUGUGUAUGUUUGCUUUAAGCUAUUAUGAUAUAUAUCUCAUUUAUUCUAAACCUUUUCGAUGUCUACAAGUCUAUGCAUAUUGG